Molecule: messenger RNA, 1358 nt
Organism: Girardinichthys multiradiatus
Lineage: Eukaryota; Metazoa; Chordata; Actinopteri; Cyprinodontiformes; Goodeidae
Gene: adprm
Product: ADP-ribose/CDP-alcohol diphosphatase, manganese-dependent
Exons: 3
Coding region: 216-1202 (328 amino acids)
Molecular function (GO): manganese ion binding; ADP-ribose diphosphatase activity; CDP-glycerol diphosphatase activity
Source: RefSeq, a predicted model, not a curated record
UGAGUUUUAUUUUGAAGGAUUCGGCCGGCGGAAGUCGUUUUAUUGUCUCGUAUUGUAGUACACUGUAAUACCGGCGUUAUAUAGGUGUUAGUGCUUUCAUAACAGAAUUGAUUCGGAUAAGGAAAUUGAACAGUGUGUAACACAGGUUUGUCUUGUCGCUCCCGCGGCGGAUACAAGAAUCCAGCUUUUCAGCUCUUUGGAAGAGAAACUCAGCAAUGGACCUCUGUCCUCAACAACCGCCGCUGUUUACAUUCGGUGUGAUCGCUGACGUUCAGUACGCAGACAUUGACGAUGGAUUCAACUUCAAACGAACAAGGAUGCGAUACUACCGGAGCAGCCUGCAGCUGCUGAAAAACGCCCUUAAGAGUUGGUCCGAAUCGGCUGUUAAGCCCGAUUUCAUCCUCCAGCUCGGUGACCUAAUCGACGGCUUCAACAAGCUCCACGGCGCCUCGCAGCGAGCGCUGGACACAGUGCUGCGGGAGUUCGGCUCCUGCCCUGCCAAGGUACACCACGUGUGGGGCAACCAUGAGUUUUAUAACUUCAGCAGGAGCGAGCUGAUGAGGUCACCGCUGGACAGCAGCCUCUACGCGGACAGGAGACCGAGAGGAGUCCCGGGCGAGGAUGACAUCUACGCCUACCAGUUUAGCCCUUUUCCUGGGUUUACAUUCGUUGUUUUGGAUGCCUAUGACGUGAGCCUGCUGGGCAGACAGCAGUCUAACAGACAGUAUAACAACGCGAUGAAUCUGAUUAGGCUGUAUAACAAGAACGAGGAUCUCAACUGUCCACCAGGGCUGCAGUGCCACAGUCGGUUCACGAUGUUCAACGGUGGGUUCAGUCAGGAACAGCUUGACUGGCUGGACUCUGUGCUGUCUGUGGCGGAUGAGAAACAGGAAAGAGUCACUAUUGCCAGUCACCUUCCAGUCCACCCCAACUGCACAGAUUCUGUUUGUCUUGCAUGGAACCACGAUGACCUUCUGGCCAUGAUUCGCUCCCACAGCAGCGUGGUGUGUUACAUGGCUGGCCACGCCCACAACGGCGGCUACUGCCUGGAUAAGGACACAGGCGUGCACCACCUAACAGUGGAUGGUGUGAUCGAGACCCAUCCUGACAGCGAUGCCUACGGGACAGUCUCCGUCUACCCAGACAGGAUGGUGCUAAGAGGGAACGGCAAGAUCAUGGAUCGGGUGUUUCUUUUUUCCUGAUAACGGCAUGAUCAGUCUAUGGGGCAGGGUCACAUGCUGAGAUAAACGGCUUCAAAAUGUUGUGCACAUUUUCUGACAGAAAUACACAAUCCCAAAGUUUCUUGCACUUCUACAUUUGUAUUAUCCAAAUGUAUGAAUAAAAAACAAUAACUACAA